Messenger RNA from Tigriopus californicus, 2251 nucleotides. RefSeq names its product probable serine/threonine-protein kinase clkA. The record is from RefSeq and is a predicted model, not a curated record. Lineage: Eukaryota; Metazoa; Arthropoda; Copepoda; Harpacticoida; Harpacticidae. The coding region runs from base 1043 to 2155 and encodes 370 amino acids. The transcript is spliced from 4 exons.
GAGAACCACGACCAUGAAAAGAUGACUAUCUCUUCGAGUCCUGACUGGGAUUUACAAGAAUUCUCCGAAAAAUCAAGCAUCCAUCAUUGAGCUCCAUCACCAAUAUCCAAAUAGUACGCGUAUUAGUAACACUUCUGGACAAAGAGCAUAUCAAGCCCACUCGUGUGGGCUAAUAGUCAAAGCACAAAGAGACUCUCCCAACACCAGUUUUUAAGCAUGAAUACGGAGUCUAAGCUGUGUUGCUGGCUGUGGGACGUUUGAAUGGCUAUCUAGUAUUACUAUCUACUACAUUUCACGAUUGUACGACACAAAUUAUUCUUCAGCUGUGUUGUUGCCCACGAGUUCUUCAUAGUGCCCAGCCAGUGCAUCCAACUAUCCCUCCAUCCAUCCAUCACACCCUCAAGGAGUAAAAGAGGAUUGACUUGGUUUGGGUGUUGUUAAUAAGCCAGCGCUUGAUUUAAGUAACCAAGAUGCGUCACUCUGCGAAAGAACCGUUUUGAGCUUGAUCGUUGCGCUCUAGUCAACCCCAACAAAACAAGAGGCGGCGUACGGCCUCCAGCAGACGGAAGAAUGCCUUUUGGAUAUUAAUAUGCCGGAACCGAGGUUUUAAUUGAAAAUAGAUUUGCCUCCCAAUGAUUAUCAUGGGCAGGCACCCAGUGGGCCAGGUUUCAUGCGUUGGAUUCAGCCCAUGUGACGGUCUGGGUUACCUUUGACUGAGGUCCAUUGGAGAACCUGGGAUGAGCUGGUGUUGAUCCUACCGAUGUCUCCUCGUCGUCUUUUGAAACAGAGACAGAGGCGGUGGCAAUGGUUGACCUAAUCUCCUGAAAGCCCGCAUUAUUCGUCUGGUGCUCAGCGAUCCUCUCCGACCACACGAUUGAUUGGUAGGACAUAAAACACAAGGUUUGCUUUUGAUCGGUAGUUCAUUUGAAUAGACCCUCUGAGGUGGAAAGGUCGACAUCUAUCCAUUGAAAAGUCAUCCUUGGAGUUGUUGAAUAGAACAAGAUAUCAGUAUUUUAUUCUUAUUUGUUCAAACACAGCCAAGAUGUCCAUGUGGGAACUUUCAAUCAUGAGGAUGAUCUUCGUCGUUUUAAUUCUGGCCGUGGGAAUUAGAGGAGACGAUGCGGAUAAUGAUGCCGUGGUGGUCCACAACCGAGCUUUAACCAAGGACUCCAACGACCCGCAAACCCGCAUCUUCACAGACAACAAGGAGUUGAACGCAGGCAUUGGAGGUGCCAUCAUCGGUGCCGGUGGCGCUCUUUUGGUUUCACAUCUUCUCAACCAAAACAAGAGAAAGAAUUGCCAUAACCGAAUUCGUCGGGACGAUUCUGGAGUGGAAACUCGUCUUUUUGGUCUAGGCGGUAACAACAACAAUAACUAUAAUUGUCCUCCUCCUUACUAUCCUCCCCAGCAGCCCCACUAUCCUCCCCGUCAACCCCAUUACCCUCCACAACCUUACCAUCCUCCCCAAACCACGCCCUACUAUCCUCCUCAAUACCCUUCAGCCUAUAAUGGUUACCAACCCACUCCUUCUUAUGGACACAGAGGAUCUGGAAGUAAUGUUGGACAUUCGGGAAGCUCUCGACACCCGUCCAACAACUACAAUACACCCACAUCUGGCUAUACUCCAUCUCUUAACAUUCAUGGUAGACCGACAAGCUCCAACAACCUUCACUCAAGUAACAACAACAAUAACUUCAACAACCGACCCAACUACAACACUCACCGUCCAUCCAACAACUAUAACACCCCAUCCAACAACUAUAACACCCCAUCCAAUAACUACAACACACCUUCCAACAACUACAACCGACCUUCCAACAACUACAACCGACCCUCCAACAACUACAACAACCCGUCCAACAACUACCCAACACCUGGUUAUAAUCAGCCACAGUUCAACAACCACCGCCACCCAGGCUUUGUUCGAGAUAGCUCCCCCGUGUACUCUCCCACUGCCAAUCGGCAUGAUAAUAACUUCCAAGGGCAAAAUGGCAACCUUGAUUUCCUAAGACCGCGCUCGGCCUUGCCCGAUGACACUCCGGUCUUUGCCUCGUUGGAAAGUGAGGAUAACAAUAACACACCGGCAGUUCGAACCGCAAGCUCCGCUUCAUCCUCAGACAAGAAGUCUAGUGGCCACGUCAGAUUUGGAGAUUAAAUGGAAUAGUACCAUCCUAAUUUAAUUUAAUAUCUAAUCUGUAACUUAUGAAAAUCCUCGAGAAUAUAGCCCAAGUCAAUUUAAAUACGUCUAAGA